CUCGCCGUCUUUGGAAAAAAAAUCAUAUAUUUUUCCUAUACUUUCUCACUUUUCGCGAAACCAAACGGACUUUAGUCGGGGCCCGUGCAGAGAGAUUUCCCUGUCAAUCCGUUGAGAGAGGGAAACUACAGUCGGUUUAGAGGGAGAAAUCCAUCCCAUCGAUCUAUUUGCUGCUGCUGCUGCUGGUGGUGCUGGUGGUGGAGAGAGAUAGAGAGAGAGAGGCGCGAGCAGCAGAACAAUUCGAAGGGCACAUGGUCUCUAAAAUAAGAGGCAAGGACAGGGGGCGAAGCCAUCCUGACAUGGUUGCUACUGUAUCGAAGGGUGAUGGUUACUCGUUGUUGAAGGAUCUUAAACUGGAAAUAGGAGAAGAAGGGGCUUUCUCUCUCUGUUUCUGGGUUUACCUCAUGACCCCAAUUUCACUCCCAGCUACAAUCAUUCGACAGAUGCAUUCCGAUGUCGCUUAUAAUGUUCCUUUCCUUGUUAUAAAUGGAAGGAAGAAAAUGACACUUAUGCCAUUGCUUUUCCUGCACAAGGAGGCUCCUAAUUCCAACAAGUCAACUUCCUGGAUGGAAUCUCCAUAUGCAUCUGCGGACACUGAGUUUCCUUUGAAAAAAUGGGUUCAUGUGGGAUGUGAGGUUUCUAAUGAUUUUGUGAGGCUUCACAUUGAUGGGGAGAUUGUGGGAGAGAAGCAUCUAUCCUCUUAUAUGUAUGGCAAGUACCAUUCGAAUGGGUUGAGGGGAGUAACUUUGACUAGUGUUGAUGGUAUUGAUGAUGGGAUACAUGGCUAUAUUCACAAUGUGGAAGUCCUACCUAUAACGUCAUCUAUUAAAGAUCACCAUCUUAAGGACCCACCUCUACAAUUAUCUAUUGAUAAUUCAUGUGCUUCUGAGAUUGAAGAAGGCUGUGAUGGUGUUUGGAACAUUGUUGGGGGCAAGGCUUCUUGUCGCAGGAAUUUUUCCUUGGAUGUUGUUUUAUUAGAUGCCCUUAACCAGCCUGUAAACAAGGAAAUGGAGGUUGUUGCAUCAUUGUUGUAUGCUGACAAUGGGGAACUUGUUGACAAGCCUAAUGAUGAAGAAGCUUCCCUUUUAACAAGCUAUGAUGGAAUUGAAUUUGCUUCUUGCGAUAGACCAAGCACAUUGUUCCGUGGGCGUGCAUCCUUUAAGCUUAAGAUAUCUCAGUUGUCAUCCAAGUGUGAAAGUAGGUUGUUUCGCAUAAGGUUUGACAUACCGAAAAUUGGAAGAUACCCUUUCCUUGAGGCCUUUUCUGUUCCUAUUCGUUGUGUCUCACGGAAUCGCAAUACCCGGCCAUUCUCUAUGUGGAAAAAAUCAUCAUUUGACGUCCAGCCAUCCAAUGGAUCUCAAUCAUCUGGUUUAGAUGACGAAUCCUUGGAAUUUCAGACUAAUAUUAUACAUGAACUAAAACCUAGUCUCCCAUCAAAGAGGAUCAGACUGGAAGAAGAAAAAUCUUGUGCAACAUUUAGAGCUGGUCCCACCUUUGAACAACACGAGGAGGAAUGCAACUCUCAUGCGUGCACUGCUAGUCAGCAUGCAUUAGGGACAAAUUUGGCUGGAAGACUACAAAAUGUCGAUGCAGCAGAGAACUCCUCAUCUGAUUCAGAGAGUACAGAAGAAAACCUGUCUCUCAAGUCUUCGUCAAGUGGUCAAAAUCCAAUUUCAGACUUGGUGAUAUUUAAGUACUGUCUGGGAAGCUCCAUAGAGAGGACGCUUCUGCUCAAGGAAAUAGCAACUUCUGCUUCUGACCAAGAGCUCUUGGAAUUUGCACAACAGGUUUCCCUAUACUCAGGAUGUUCUCAUCAUCGACUUACUAGAGGCAUACAAUGGAAUUUAUCUGGCAUGAUGUCUGGGAUUGCUUUUUGUGAUGGAGGAGACACCAUGCUAUCAAAGCCUUCAAACUGCCAAAUAGUAAUUGCAAAGAGAUUAAUCGAAGAAGGAGCAAAAUUUUGGAAUUUGAUCUCGCAGAACAACCAUUGUGUCCAUUGGGACAACGUAACAUUUGAGAUUGAAGAGCAAUUCAUGAGGAUUGCUUGCUGCAGUACAAGAUCUCUAUCCCAACAGGACUUUGAGCUUCUAAGGAAAAUUGCAGGAUGCCAAGAGUUUCUUGCCCGAGAAAAUUUUGACAAGAUGUGGCAUUGGCUGUACCCUGUAGCUUAUACUAUAUCACAAGGAUGGAUAAAUACAUUAUGGAGUUCUAUAGUACCAAAAUGGAUAGAAGGAUUCAUAACAAAGGAAGAAGCAGAGUCUUCACUUCAAGGUCCAAUGCGUCUUCAGGAGCCUGGUACAUUUGCACUUCGUUUUCCAACUUCAAGGAGCUGGCCCCACCCAGAUGCGGGUAGUAUAAUUGUGACCUAUGUUGGCAGUGAUUACGCUCUUCACCAUAGGCUGCUGUCGCUUGAUUUUAUGCACAGUUCUGGUGAAAGAGAAAUGAAUUUGAAACCAUUGCAAGAUAUGCUACUGGCUGAUCCUGAGCUAUCUCGAUUGGGAAGGAUAAUAAGGAGUCAUUAAUCUUGCACGAUAUUUUUCCUAGAUAUUCUGCUUCAGGCAAAAGGUCUGCGAAAUGAUUUUUCUGUGUCCUUAUGUGUACACAUGUAUUAUGUGUACAUGUAGCAGCUCCCCAGAGAUAAGAAUGUAAAUGUCCGUUAUGUGUAACUUGCUCCCCAGAGAUGAGAAUGUAAAUGUCUGUUAAGUGUAACUUCAUGUAUUUUUACAAAGAUAAAGGGAAGAAAUAUUAGCACCUUUUUUCCUGUAUGCCUAGUUGAAUGUGUCAACAUGGCCCUAUUAACAUACUAGAGACUUCAGUUGCUUUAGGUUUGAACAAUGUUUUAUUUUAAGAAUAUAAUGGUUAUAAUAGAAGAAUUUUAUAGUUUACAUAAAA
Messenger RNA from Malania oleifera, 2892 nucleotides. RefSeq names its product SH2 domain-containing protein B-like. NCBI's taxonomy places the organism in Eukaryota, Viridiplantae, Streptophyta, Magnoliopsida, Santalales, Ximeniaceae. Gene Ontology annotation, biological process: regulation of transcription by RNA polymerase II; signal transduction. Gene Ontology annotation, molecular function: RNA polymerase II cis-regulatory region sequence-specific DNA binding; DNA-binding transcription factor activity, RNA polymerase II-specific. The record is from RefSeq and is a predicted model, not a curated record. The transcript has 13 exons. The coding region runs from base 252 to 2522 and encodes 756 amino acids.